Molecule: messenger RNA, 1002 nt
Organism: Columba livia (rock pigeon)
Lineage: Eukaryota; Metazoa; Chordata; Aves; Columbiformes; Columbidae
Product: keratin-associated protein 5-1-like
Exons: 2
Coding region: 1-1002 (333 amino acids)
Source: RefSeq, a predicted model, not a curated record
AUGUGCAGGCUGUGCGGGCUGUGCGGGGUGUGCGGGCUGUGCGGGCUGUGCGGGGUGUGCGGGGUGUGCGGGCUGUGCGGGCUGUGCGGGGUGUGCGGGCUGUGCGGGCUGUGCGGGCUGUGCGGGCUGUGCGGGGUGUGCGUCAUGUGCAGGCUGUGCGGGCUGUGCGGGGUGUGCGGGCUGUGCGGGCUGUGCGGGGUGUGCGGGCUGUGCGGGCUGUGCGGGGUGUGCGUCAUGUGCAGGCUGUGCGGGCUGUGCGGGCUGUGCGGGGUGUGCGGGCUGUGCGGGCUGUGCGGGGUGUGCGGGGUGUGCGGGCUGUGCGGGCUGUGCGGGGUGUGCGUCAUGUGCAGGCUGUGCGGGCUGUGCGGGCUGUGCGGGCUGUGCGGGGUGUGCGGGCUGUGCGGGCUGUGCGGGGUGUGCGGGCUGUGCGGGCUGUGCGGGCUGUGCGGGGUGUGCGUCAUGUGCAGGCUGUGCGGGCUGUGCAGGGUGUGCGGGGUGUGCAGGCUGUGCGGGGUGUGCGGGGUGUGCGGGCUGUGCGGGGUGUUCGGGCUGUGCGGGGUGUGCGUCAUGUGCAGGCUGUGCGGGCUGUGCGGGCUGUGCGGGCUGUGCGGGCUGUGCGGGGUGUGCGGGCUGUGCGGGGUGUGCGGGCUGUGCGGGCUGUGUGGGCUGUGCGGGGUGUGCGGGCUGUGCGGGCUGUGCGGGGUGUGCGUCAUGUGCAGGCUGUGCGGGCUGUGCGGGGUGUGCAGGAGCAUCGCGGGUUUUGCUGGGGAGCGUCUCGCAGUGAGCAGCUCCGGCAUCGCCGUGACCUCGGGUACGGCUGGUGGCAGCUCCUGGCAGCACCACGGCCAGCACUGCCGGACAACAGCUGCCAGACAACGGCUGCCGGACAACAGCUGCCAGAUAACGGCUUCCGGACAAUGGCUGCCGGACAACAGCUGCCAGAUAACGGCUGCCGGACAACAUCUGCCAGAUGACGGCUGCCAGAUAACGGCUGCCAGAUAA